This is a messenger RNA of Strongylocentrotus purpuratus (purple sea urchin), 3663 nucleotides long. RefSeq names its product solute carrier organic anion transporter family member 4A1. NCBI's taxonomy places the organism in Eukaryota, Metazoa, Echinodermata, Echinoidea, Camarodonta, Strongylocentrotidae. The coding region runs from base 1232 to 3487 and encodes 751 amino acids. The transcript is spliced from 10 exons. Gene Ontology annotation, molecular function: protein binding. Gene Ontology annotation, biological process: sodium-independent organic anion transport; transmembrane transport. Gene Ontology annotation, cellular component: membrane. The record is from RefSeq and is a predicted model, not a curated record.
AUUUUCCACUAUUUUCUCCUUUUUGUGCAGGUGAUUUAAUAUCCAGUGAGACUCAUCACAGUCAGUGUCGCCUUGGAAGUAUUGAAGAAGGGUCCUUUCAGCUGAGAGGAGGAUUCCAUCUGCUUUGAAUGGUACACUUCCUGUAGCUUGGUGUAUUACGUCACUCACAGCCCCGGACUAGUAACGUGGAAGUUCCUGCUGCAUCAUAAAAACACAAUUGAGGUGACGUCAUACUGAGGAUCAUAUUGUUAGCCACCGCAAGGCCCUUGAUCUGCAUCCUCAUUGGGACUGUCGCUCCAUAACACGACUGUCCAUCAUACGUCAGAGUGACAGCUAACCACUCGAUUGUCUGCAAGGUACGUGCUCCCGCUGGGACGUCACAUGACCUGAGUCAGUUCUGCGCAUCCAUCGUGGACGUUACAUCCUUGAUUGAUGAUUCGUUGGCUAACGCAGGCCGAGAAUUACGCACACCUUGCUGAUCACAUGACCAAUUACCUCACCGCUUAUUACUUAAUAGGAUCUCAAUCUGAGUGGUAGGUCCCAAAGGUGCGUGCAGGUAUCCGCUUGCCUAUAUUUGAACUUAGCGUCCUGUUCAUCUUCCUGUCACCCGGUCACGGACCGUGUCCUCCUCAGAAAACAUUGAUAGCGUUUCAUCCCUCAAGCUUAUUGCUUUAGGACAACCCUUGUAGGGGCUGUAAAUCAUUUGAGCUCUUGAGAGCGAGAAGAUCAAAACAAAUUGUUGUACUACAACCAUUGAGAGCAUUGUGCAUUCAUUUAGUAUCUUCAGUAACUGAACCUACGUAACCUUCUCAACUUACAGGCAGCACUGUCUUUGCCAAAACCCUGUCCAUGUGAUUGCUGUCUUUACAUUCCUGGCAAUCAUUCGACUGUCCAGAGGCCCUGGUUGUUAAUGACACUCGCAGACUCCACCCUAAAGAAUGAUUUCAACUCUCCUUCUCCAUCUAGUCUUGGACUAACAGAUGUUUUUAUUGUGUACCCAUCCCUGCGCGUGUACAAACUGGGAACAUGUGCGGCAGCUCUGAGUAGCUGGUGAACUCAUCAUAGUCAUUUCGCAUGGAUAGUACGCACAACGUGCCAGCAUUGCAGAUGCUAUUUGGAAUGACUUCUUGAAGCGCAGAGUAAGAUACACUGAGGCAGUAUUGUAUCAUUUUUUCCCUUCCAUCAUCAGAUAUACAUUUUAUAGUUCAAGAGACACUUGGGAAAUAUAACCAUGGAUUAUUCAGAGGAAAAGUCGUUUAACAAUAAUAGUAAUAUUAUGGAUGGUGUACAUGUCGGAAAUGGAAAUGGCCAUUCGAAUCACGUGCACACUAUUAACUCCAGCAACAAUGCCAGUCCUGGUAUUCGAACGAUUAACACCAUUUCGCCAGGGGACCUUGAUGUUAUUGAUGUGGUGCAUCAGAAACCAUCCUCCAAUGGAUACACUUCGGUCAAAACUCACGGCGGCGUGUACGACGACGAAAGUGUCGACGAUCUCUCAGAAGUCGGAGAAACGUGCGGAUGGGGAAAGAUGCAUCCUAGGUCGUUACAGUCAUGCGCCAAGAUCCCCUGGUUUCUUGUUUUUCUCUGUAUAUUCGCCAUUACGCAAGGUAUCACCGUUAACGGACUGGUCUACGUUAUCACAACGACGCUAGAAAGGCGUUUUAAACUUCCAUCCGUGCAGAGUGGCUUCAUCUCCAGCUCAUACGACUUCUCAGUUAUGGUUGUCAUCGUCUUUGUUACAUAUUUUGGAGAGCAGCGCCACAAGCCGAGAAUCCUCGCCUUUGGAGCUUUCGUCUUUGCCAUCGGCUCUUUUGUAUUCAUGCUUCCGCAAUUUACGACGCCAAACUAUGAAUUCAGAUCGUCGGACUAUGAGUAUUGUGACGCGGGUCGUAACGGGACGGAUCCUUGCGAUUCUAUGGAGGAGACCAGUGGGCUUUCAUUAUAUUUUUGGGUGUUUGUAGGGGCACAGUUCCUCCAUGGUUUGGGGGCAGCACCCCUCUACACUCUAGGAAUUACAUACAUUGAUGAGAACGUGAAACCCAAGAUGACAUCUCUCUAUAUAGGAAUCUUCAAUGGGGCGUCUCUACUUGGCCCAGCCUUCGGCUAUGUGCUCGGAGGGAUGUUUCUUAGCAUCUAUACAGACCUUGGCGUUGACCACGAAAGCCUUGGUCUCGAUCCGGAGAGCCCCCUCUUUGUUGGAGCUUGGUGGAUGGGCUUCAUUCUCACCGCUUUCCUGGCUCUCAGUAUCAUCAUUCCAUUUCUUGCAUUCCCAAAAUCUCUUCCAGGUCAGCACCGACUGGCCAAACAGAGGGUCAACGAGGCCCACAAUGGUGCUGAGUUCUCUACCAGAGAGGGCUUCGGCAACAGCCUGAGGGACUUCCCCAAAGCCACUCUUGCCCUGGUGAAGAAUGUUCCUUUUAUGUGCAUCUGUGGUGCUGCCACCACGGAAUGGUUUCUUCUGGCUGGCUUUGCAGUGUUCGCACCUAAGUUCCUAGAAUCACAGUUCAACCUUUCAUCAAGCUGGGCGGCUCUGUUAGUAGGUUUCACUGUGAUCCCAGCAGCCGUAGGUGGCUCCAUCAUCGGUGGCUACGUCGUCAAGAGGUUCGACCUCAAAGUCCAAGGGAUGAUCAAGUGGUGUCUGGCCGUUCUCACCAUCUCCUUUUUCUUCCUUGGAGCAUUCAUCAUCAGCUGUCCAAACCCUAACAUAGCUGGAGUCACCGUCGAGUAUGGAGAAAUAGAUGUUGAUGUGACGUCAAGAGAAACGGAGCUAGAACACACCUGCAAUGGAGACUGCUUCUGCGACAGUAUGUUCCAACCGGUGUGUGGCGUAGACAACAUCAUCUACUACUCUGCCUGCCAUGCUGGGUGUGUGGAUAGCUGGGAAGAGGAGGGCUAUGGCAACUGCAGCUGCAUCGCUGCUCCCGAUAACUUCACCUCUGACCUGCCGAUGGCCACGCUGGGAAAAUGUGAAUCGUCUUGCGGCUGGACCAAUCUCUUCCUUGGACUCCUCUUCUGCAUCGAGUUCUUCACCAUCCUAGCGGUUGUACCUAGCACCACAGCCACGUUAAGAUGUGUUCCUCAUUCACAGAGAUCCUUUGCACUUGGAUUGCAGUCCUUACUCUACAGAGCAUUAGGCACUGUUCCUGGUCCUGUAGUCUUUGGAGCGAUCAUCGACAAGGCCUGCCUACUCUGGGAGAACUCAUGCGAUGGCAAGGGGACCUGCUGGCUCUACAACAAUGCCACGUUCAGCAGGUCUAUGCUCAUCCUGGCUGCCUGCAUCAAGGUCGGUUCUCUCAUCUUCUUCAUGGGGGCGCUCUUCACCUACAAACCGCCUCCGCCCCCUCCGGUAGGAUCGCCGAGGGUCGCUGCCAGGCACGCCGAAGGGAUGAAGAAGAAAAAUGGUGCUAUCCCAAACGGGAUCCAUCAACAGAUACUGCUUCAGUCGAGCAUGGACGAUUUACAUCAAUCAAGACAGACGACUGUAUAAGAUGUUUUUAAAUUCACAAGUCCAUACUAAAUAGGGAGUACUGUCAUUUAUACAAAUUUAGAAUUUGAAAUUUAAGCUUGAUUAUUUCUACUUGACAAAGUGACGGAGCUAUUUUUAAAACUUGAAUCAAGAAAAAAAAAAAGGAACAUGCUGCCAUUUUUAUUAUUACAGGUUAA